ACACUUCACUUUGAUGAUUACCUGAGCCGUCGUUGCUUGUGCGCAGAACCUUAUCUUCUUCUUGCUGCUUGUUCGCUUGUGUGCGGGUCGCGCUUGCCCUUCUGCUUCAAAUGGCCCCUCCUCGUACCAUGACCGGAGAUACCUUCACCGAUGACAAAACACCGCACUCGCCCAUAUCACCUACAGACACGGAUGCAAAACUGACGGGAGACGCCUCUAUUGAGAUGCCCAACGAAUGUGAUGAUAGCCACUCGACUAUUCGGCCCUCAGUGCGAACAAACUCGAUUGACCUUGAGAGUGCACAGCCUGAGAAUGAAAAGAAGCGCCCCAAGUUUUUCCAUCGAUUAACAAGUUCUUUCCAAUCGGAGCCAGAGCCCGAAUAUGUGACUGAGAACAAGACGCGAAAAUUGGAAGAGACGCCUAAUGGCUUCCCAAGGCUCGCAGCUUUUCAGUCGAGCGAAACAAACUUCUCGCUAUACCGGUCUUUCAGCUACUUACAUUCACGUGUACUACUUGACUUACAAGAUGAGAUCACAACGCUAGAAAAAGAACUGGAUGAUAUCGAUUGGGAGGACUACGAGGAAGAUCCCCGUCGAUUGAAGUCGAGAGAUUUCGACGCGAGUCAAUCCGACGACAAGGGGGAGCCUCGUAGUCGUCGCGUUAUAUUGCGUGAAAUUAGAGACAGGCUGAAAGACUAUGACGAAGUUCUCAUCAAGGCAAGAACUCUAGAGUCCUUCCAGAAACCCUCCGACCGCAAUUACCGCAGUGUAAGACGUUACUGCAACAACGAGAAGCCACUCAUGGACGCCGAAAUGGACUCUAUCCGUUGCAAAGAAGACAUAGUGUCAUUACACAACGGCCGUGAAUGGGCGACCUUCGAUCGCCACAUAGAAACCAUGAUCGGCCAAACCGACCGCUUAUUACAGAAGAUCUUCCGAACAAAGUCACGACCACUACUGAAAUACUUCCGCACACCAGAAGCCCAGGAAAAGACGUCCGAUCCCAGUGUAUGCUACUACAGCAGUUCCCGCGUCGAUAAACUCGUCAACAUACUCAUCACCUUUGUCAUCUUCUGCCUGCUUGUCGUCCCUGUCAUCACCAUGUACCAAUUAACCAACACAGCCUCGCAUGUCGAGACAGACGCCUCUGGCAACACAACUACCACAAAUGUGGAUAUCAAUAGUCGGGAUACUUUCAAUGCGGUCGGUGUGUUGGUGGUUUUUACACUUCUCUUUAGCGCUGCAAUGAGUCUGUUGACUAAAGCGGCGAGACAUGAGUUGUUCGCUGCUUCUGCAGCUUAUUGCGCUAUCCUGGUUGUGUUUAUUGGUAACUUUACUGGGCCUGGGAAUUAGUAUGUUUUUGUUAGGUGGGGAUUAGGUGAUGAUGAAUAUGAUGACGAGGUAUAUGACUCUCCUUGUAAUGAAUAAUAUACUGUUUUUCGA
Molecule: messenger RNA, 1442 nt
Organism: Pyrenophora tritici-repentis Pt-1C-BFP
Lineage: Eukaryota; Fungi; Ascomycota; Dothideomycetes; Pleosporales; Pleosporaceae
Source: RefSeq, a predicted model, not a curated record